Molecule: messenger RNA, 1567 nt
Organism: Trifolium pratense (red clover)
Lineage: Eukaryota; Viridiplantae; Streptophyta; Magnoliopsida; Fabales; Fabaceae
Product: post-GPI attachment to proteins factor 3-like
Exons: 5
Coding region: 312-1340 (342 amino acids)
Biological process (GO): GPI anchor biosynthetic process
Cellular component (GO): endoplasmic reticulum membrane
Molecular function (GO): hydrolase activity, acting on ester bonds
Source: RefSeq, a predicted model, not a curated record
AAUAAUAAUAAUAAUAAUAAUAAUAAUAGAACAAUAAUGUUAUGUCUGUCUGAGAUAUCAUCAUCAUCACCACCUCUUCACGAGAUUCUGCUUCUGUUAUUAUAGCCACUCUUCCAACUCGCUCCGAGUUGACUCGUUCCUAACCCUUCCAUUUCUAGAUCAACCACCACCUUUUCCACCGUACUCCACCGUUAAUUAACCUCAAUCAACCUCCUCCGUCAAUGCAAAACUCUCCGUCAGUUCUCCUCCGAACACCCUCUCCCAUUUCGCGGGAAUAACCUUCCUUUUGACUUCGCUUUUCAGCGAUUCCGAUGGCUAUCUUUCGUUCUCUAAUCCUUAUCGCCAUCAUUUGUUCGUUCUUCCUCCACAUCGCCGCCAGCGACGGUGAAAUCGAUCCGCUUUACAAGGGUUGUGUGGAACAGUGCGAGAAAUCUGGGUGUGUAGGGGAUAGAUGUUUUCAACAUUGUAAAUUCUCAUCAGAUGGAAAACCAAUUGAUGGUCCAUGGUAUAUGCAUGAACCACUUUACCUGGAGUGGAAACAAUGGGACUGUCGCACUGAUUGUCGGUAUUACUGCAUGCUAGCCAGAGAGGAAGAAAGAACAAAACUUGGUGAAAAACCUGUCAAGUAUCAUGGAAAAUGGCCAUUUAGGCGCAUUUAUGGGAUUCAGGAACCUGUGGCUGUUGCUCUGUCAGCCCUUAAUCUUGCUAUGCAGUUUCAUGGCUGGGUAUCCUUCUUCAUUCUUGUUUACUACAAGUUGCCUUUGAGGCCAGAUAAGAAGGCAUAUUAUGAGUACACCGGCUUGUGGCAUAUUUAUGGGAUUCUAUCGAUGAAUGCAUGGUUGUGGAGGGCUGUUUUUCAUAGUAGAGCUGUGGAAUUAACAGAGAAGCUGAAUUAUUCUUCUGCUGUGGCCUUAAUUGGAUUUUCCCUCAUUCUAGCAAUACUUCGAGCUUUUAAUGUGAGGGACGAGGCUACAAGAGUCAUGGUUUCUGCUCCCUUGGUUGCUUUUGUGACAACUCACAUCAUGUAUCUGAAUUUCUACGAACUGAAUUAUGGUUUGAACACGAAAGUUUCCAUGCUGAUGGCUGUUGUCCAGCUUCUUAUUUGGGCAAUCUGGGCUGGUGUUUCCAGCCAUCCGGCACGAUGGAAAUUAUGGAUAGUAGUCGCGGGAGGAAUUUUUGCUAUGGUCUUAGAGACAUAUGAUUUUCCUCCUUACAAGGGAUAUGUGGAUGCUCAUGCUCUAUGGAAUGCAGCAAACAUUCCUCUUACAUUCCUUUGGUGGAGUUAUAUAAGGGAUGAUGCUGAGUUUAGAACCUCUGCUCUUCUUAAGAAGGUUAAAUAGUGUUGUUGAAUAAUGGAGGACACAGAAGGAUGGAUCAGAUGAAGGUUAUUCAUAUGCUUACUUUGAUUUGUAUAUUAGAAGAAUUGUUUUUCUUUUCCUUUUCCUCGUGUGAGCAUUUUCGUAAGUGCUUAUUGCGAUGGUUUCUAUGUUUUUGAAUUUGUAACUUUGUUUUCCUCAUGUACGAGGCAUACUUUAUUAUUGUAAUUUAAAUCUGCAAUUCCUUCACA